Microdochium trichocladiopsis is the source of this 1337-nucleotide messenger RNA. RefSeq lists its product as uncharacterized. The transcript is spliced from 6 exons. Bases 332 to 1273 code for a protein of 313 amino acids. The record is from RefSeq and is a predicted model, not a curated record. NCBI's taxonomy places the organism in Eukaryota, Fungi, Ascomycota, Sordariomycetes, Xylariales, Microdochiaceae. Gene Ontology annotation, biological process: mycotoxin biosynthetic process.
CUAAUCAGCGCCAGGUCGCCGGCGCGCCAUCUACCUUAUUUGUCAACCUGCAGGUGGGGGGGCUUCGGGUCCGAAGACAUUUGCAGGGGUUUCGCAGGGUGACUUGCUUAUGGUAACAAGCAUUGUUGGCAAGGCUUGGGUCGUCUUGGGCCGAUAAGCGGUGCCAUGCUCGGGCUCGCUAAAGCUGGCGUUGUGGUUUGAGAGCACUCUCCGAGUCUUUGCUUCCCGGCUUGAACUUGGCAGGCUGCGUUGUGCUGUUCUGUUGAUUCUCCGCUCCUCUAGGCUUUUUGUCUUCUUACAGCACUCCAGAGUCUUGCACAUAUCGCCCAACAUGGCAGAAAAGUCUGAAGAAUACGCGCCUUUAUACGAUCCUCGUUCGUCAGGCGAGAAGUCAGAAUCAGACUACGACGAUGUCGAGAUGAAAGCCCUGGGCCAGCGUGGUCGCCGCCACUCUCGCUGGCGGCGGGCCCGCCCCUGGGCUCUGCACCUGGGCCUACCGAUGCUCUACACUGGCAUCUUCCUCGGCUCGAUGUACGCCAGGCCGCUGACGGGAACAUUUAGCAUGGUAGACUCACCGGCAAAGUACAUUGGCGAAAAUACACAUCUCGAGGUCUUCCCACUCGCCGGCCCACCAAAGGGCAUCUACACGGGCGAGCCGCGAGAGGAGCUUGACGAGGCGUGGCGGACGCUGCUACAGUAUAACAACAUCCGCAUCUCGGAUGAAUGGAUCCACAAGUACGGUCGCGAGGACACUGCUGUGAAGCUGCCCGAUGGGGGAUAUCUGGGCAUGCUGAGCGCUUUCCACGAGGUGCACUGCGUGAAACGCUUGUACCAGACACUUCAUCGCGACCAUUACUUUCCCAAUGCGACCGCAGAAGAGCUCGAUGUCAACCUCGAGCAUGAUAUGCAUUGCCUCGAAGUCCUGCGCAUGAGCGCAAUGUGCCGCGGCGACGUCUCCCUCAUCAACCACCGCUGGAAGGAGGACAGCCCGUACCCCAACGUCGACCAGCGCGCGCCGCACCAGUGCGUCGACUGGGACGCCGUCAUGGACUACUCUGCGUCCAUGGCCGUGGACGUGUACCAGGAGCAUUACAUUGUGAACCCAAAGACUGGUGUUGAGCCCUUUCCGCAUGGAAAGAGCAUCAAGCCGUUCAAGGAGCAGGAUCCGGAUAACCACAACCACCAUGAGGGCGGUAGUGGUAUGGAGGAGGAGAACAUGGGAGCGAGUACUUCACAUAUGGACCAUGAACACAUGCACGAGGGAUCCAUGUAGACAGACAAACAAACAAAAGAACAAAGCGUGUCUGGGCACGUAAGAUCAUGGGCAUCGUAUCAAU